Messenger RNA from Erythranthe guttata (spotted monkey flower), 3149 nucleotides. RefSeq lists its product as uncharacterized. Gene Ontology annotation, biological process: protein phosphorylation. Gene Ontology annotation, molecular function: protein kinase activity; receptor serine/threonine kinase binding; ATP binding. The record is from RefSeq and is a predicted model, not a curated record. Lineage: Eukaryota; Viridiplantae; Streptophyta; Magnoliopsida; Lamiales; Phrymaceae.
GUAUUCGGCGAAUCGAACGAUCAAUUGUCGAUCCUUUUAUCGAUAAAAUCGACGCUGAUCGAUCCAUUGGAUAAUCUGAAAGACUGGAAAUUAGUAUCGCCGGAGUACUGCAGCUGGAGAGGAGUGCAAUGCAGCUCAAACAACGGCCUAAUCGAAACCCUCGAUCUCUCACACAUGAAUCUCUCCGGCAAAAUCACCGACGAAAUCCAACGGUUGCAAACCCUAACUUCACUCAAUUUAUGCUGCAAUCAAUUCUCAAUCCCACUCCCCAAAUCGCUAUCCAAUCUCACUGCACUCAGAACCGUCGAUCUCAGCCAAAACUUCUUCACCGAUGAAUUCCCCGUCGGAUUCGGAAUGUCGCCGGAGCUUACAGCUGUCAACGCCUCCGGGAACAAUUUCUCCGGCCAACUCCCCGGCGAUCUGGCCAACGCCAGCCUGCUCGAAAGCCUCGAUCUCAGGGGGAAUUUCUUCGAAGGAUCCAUUCCGAAAGCUUACAGGAGUCUCACGAGGCUGAAGUUCCUCGGGCUUUCGGGGAAUAAUCUCACCGGCGAAUUACCGGCGGAAAUCGGCGAAUUGGCGUCGCUGGAGACGGUUAUUUUCGGGUACAAUUCGUUCGAGGGCGGAAUUCCGUCGGAGAUUGGGAAUCUCACGAACCUCGUGUAUUUGGACCUGGCGAUAGCAAAUAUUGGCGGGAAAAUUCCUGCCGAGCUUGGAAAGCUGAAGAAGCUGAGUACGGUUUUCUUGUACCAGAACAAACUCGAGGGAGACAUUCCUCGAGAAAUCUGCAACAUGAGUAUGCUGCGGUUUCUCGAUCUGUCGGACAACAUGUUGUCCGGCGAAAUUCCGUCAGAGAUUGGUGGAAUCGAGAAUCUUCAGCUGUUGAAUCUCAUGUCGAAUAAUCUGUCGGGCUCGGUUCCUCCUGGCAUUGGAGGAUUGGCUCAGCUGGAAGUGCUCGAGCUUUGGAACAACAAGUUUACGGGAUCCUUGCCGAGCGAUUUGGGCCGUUUUUCGCCUCUUCAAUGGCUCGAUGUCUCUUCGAAUUCAUUCGCGGGUCCGAUUCCGACUUCUCUCUGCGAAAACGGGACCCUCACUAAGCUCAUCCUAUUCAACAACAACUUCUCCGGUCCAAUCCCGGAAAGUUUGUCCAAAUGCGAAUCGCUCGUUCGAGUCAGAAUUCAUAAUAACCGUCUUUCCGGCUCGAUUCCGGUCGGUUUCGGAAAACUACCGAAACUACAAAGGCUUGAGUUGUCAAACAACACUUUAACAGGACAAAUACCGAGCGAUCUCUCUUCCUCCACUUCUCUCUCCUUCAUCGACGUAUCGAAAAACAAACUCCAAUCAUCCCUCCCUUCUUCGAUUCUCUCAAUUCCGACUCUCCAAAACUUCGCCGCCUCGGGAAAUCAAUUGACCGGAGAAAUCCCGGAUCAAUUCCAAGACUGCCCUUCGCUCGCCUCGCUGGAUCUCUCCUCAAACGGCAUCUUCGGGAAUAUUCCGUUGAGCGUCGCCUCUUGCGGGAGAAUGGUCACCCUCAAUCUCAGGAGCAACAAACUAAGCGGGCCCAUCCCGAAACAAAUCGCAACAAUGCCCACAUUGGCUGUCUUGGAUCUAUCCAACAACUCUCUUACAGGAGGAAUCCCCGAAAACUUCGGCAAUUCUCCGGCUUUGGAAACGAUCAACGUUUCUUACAACAACCUCGUGGGCCCCGUUCCGUCGAACGGAAUCCUCCGAACAAUCAAUCCGGAAGAUCUCGUCGGAAACCCCGGCCUAUGUGGCGGCAGUGUGCUUCCGCCUUGCUCACACACUAAUGCAGCAGCAGCUUAUACAUCACAAGAACAGAAUCUCCAUGCAAAACAUGUAAUAGGAGGGUUCAUAAUCGGAAUUUCCACGCUCGUAGCUCUAGUGAUAGCAGGUGUGGGAGCUCGGUCGAUGUACAUGAGGUGGCGAAACGGUAAUUGCUUCGAAGAAAAAACGGGAAACGGGGAUUGGCCGUGGAGAUUGAUGGCAUUCCAGAGGCUCGGUUUUAAUACCAACGAAAUUCUAUCGUGCAUCAAGGAAUCGAACGUGAUCGGAACAGGGGCCACUGGAACCGUCUACAAAGCCGAAAUACAGAGAAUAAACAAAACCGUUGCAGUGAAGAAGUUAUGGCGAUCAAGAAUUGAUCUCGAAACGGGAGGACGAGGUGAUAACCAUGAUCUUGUGGGGGAGGUAAAUUUGCUGUCACGUUUGAGGCACCGGAAUAUUGUGAGGCUCGUGGGUUUUCUUCAUAACGACACCGAUUCGAUGAUAAUAUACGAGUUCAUGGAAAACGGAAAUCUUGGAGAGGCUCUGCAUAAAACGGGGCGGUUGCUUGUGGAUUGGGUUUCGAGGUACAAUAUAGCCGUUGGAGUUGCGCAGGGGCUGGCCUACCUGCACCACGACUGUCAUCCACCCGUGAUUCACCGGGAUGUGAAGUUGAAUAAUAUAUUAUUAGACGAGAAAAUGGAGGCAAGAAUCGCCGAUUUCGGUUUGGCAAAGACGAUGAUGAAGAAGGACGAGACGGUUUCCAUGGUUGCAGGCUCUUAUGGCUACAUAGCCCCUGAGUACGGUUAUGCGCUGAAAGUUGACGAGAAGAGCGAUAUAUACAGCUACGGAGUGGUACUAAUGGAACUUGUAACGGGGAAGAGGCCGUUGGAACGUGAGUUCGGAGAAUGUGUAGAUAUUGUGGAAUGGAUAAGACGGAAGAUGAGAGAGAACAAACCUUUGGAAGAAGCUUUGGACAAAAACCUCGGAAAUAUCAAACAUGUGCAAGAAGAGAUGCUCUUAGUACUGAGAAUAGCAGUUCUUUGUACCGCAAAGAGUCCGAAGGACAGACCUUCGAUGAGAGAUGUUCUGACUAUGCUCGGAGAGGCGAAGCCUCGGAGGAAAAGUAGUAGCAACAGUUAUUACAGUGAAGUGAAUACUACUAGUAAUAACAAAGACAAUAAGCCCGUGUUUAGCACGUCGCCUGUACAUUAAUCAGCCUUGGCCUUCUGUCGAUGGUUUAUAUAAUUUGUAACUAGAAGAAUGUUUUAAUUUUUUAUUUUAUAUUAUUUUUUCCUUGUACGUAAAUUGGGAUGCAUCGACGGCCUCAGAUACGAAAAACGGUGAAAUAAAUUCAUUAAACAUAUAAA